Drosophila takahashii is the source of this 625-nucleotide messenger RNA. RefSeq lists its product as uncharacterized. The record is from RefSeq and is a predicted model, not a curated record. Lineage: Eukaryota; Metazoa; Arthropoda; Insecta; Diptera; Drosophilidae.
GAUGGUCAAAGUGGUUUGUUUGCUGGCGGCUCUUUUGGCCUUGUUUCUGGUGGUUUUGGCAGAUCCAGAAGAGUACGAUACCGAGCACACUUGGGUAGCUGGAUUCCUCUCGCUGCCAUUUCCCAAAAACGCUGUACUGGGAGGCGUCUCAACCCUCGGAUAUUACGUAUACGUAGGACGAGUGAAGUACGAAGGCGUAUUUCCCGUUCAGGUGAUUGCUGAGACCGGUGAAAUCACGUGGAGCAACGGCACAUAUGCCUAUGUAGGUACCAAAAACUAUGAGCUCUUGGUGACGUCGAGCAACUCCUCCUUCGAGUGGAUAACCAGUCAUGAUGGAAAAUACGAGAGGGGUUUGGUAGCCGUUGGAACCUCGAUCAGUGACGAAAGGGUUUUCGUUUGCCGCGCAAUAACGUCGCUUGGUCAGCUUCCCGGAACCCUGAUUCUCAGCUUAAAGGUCUGCCGCGUUUCAGGAAGUACGGUCAAGUAUGACAAAUACGAGGUUCUAGUGGCCCGAUAAGCCCGUAAAGGAUUUACACAAGUUUAAUCAAAAUAAAACAUUUUAAAAGGCAUACAAAAUUUUGGAAAAGCUCCUGUACAUUUUGUAAACAAUAAAAAGGUAAUUGUA